AUGUCAGAGGAAGACUCUGUUUCUAAAAUGAGUUCUUCUCUGACUUCCGGAUCCAAGGCACGGGUUGAGUCGGCACGGCGUCGGAUCGAUUCGUAUGAUCUCUCUGCUGGAGAUAAUCCCCGGUCUGUGAUUUCACAACCACAACUUCGUGGCCCUAACUAUGAUGAGUGGGCAAUGAACCUUCGACUUGCUUUACGGUGGGCAAAUAAUGCCAUGGUAGUCUCUUGGAUCAGACUCACGGUAGCACCGGAUUUGAACAGCUCUUUGUCUCAUCAUGAAAUCUCUCAUGACCUAUGGUCUCAAAUACAAAAGCGGUUUUCUGUGAAGAAUGGACAGAGAGUACAACGUAUUAAAACUGAAUUGGCAAAUUGUCAGCAAAAAGGAUCGGCUGUUGAGGCAUAUUAUGGGAAGCUGACCAAGCUAUGGACGAGUCUUGCGGAUUUUCAACGUGCCAAGAUGGUUGAAGAAAUUGCGAAAGAACGGGAAGAAGAUAAGCUGCAUCAAUUUUUGAUGGGGCUUGAUGAAAGUCUGUUUGGGGCUGUCAAGUCAUCUCUUCUUUCCCGUGAUCCACUUCCGUCUGUUGAUGAGGCAUAUCAGGUUGUCUCGCAAGAUGAGGAAUCUAAGCGUGCUAGUCGUUUGUUGGAAGCACGGAAUGAAGGAGCUAGUUUCGCUGUUCAAAGUACUCCUCGUAUGGCUACGUCAUCACAAUUGCGUGAUCCGUCUGCGUUAUGUACGAGCUGUGGACGGAAAGGCCAUUUAGCUGAUCAUUGUUUUCGCAAGAUCAGUUAUCCAUGGUGGUGGGGCGAUCGGCCACGUUCUAAACUGCCCAACAUUCUGCCAGGUAGUUCUGGCACUUCCACUGUCGAUUGUCGGGUGGCAACUGUUCCUCCAAAGCGUGUUGAGACGCCACAAGUCCAUCAUGUCGCGACUUCGUCACCGGUGUUUAUGGGCUCUACAUCGAUCACGGAGGCGGAUCGUGUGGGGUUUAGUGGUUUAAGAGAUCAAGAGUGGAAAAAGCUAAAGGAUAUGCUGAAUACAAGGAAAGCUAGUACUAAUGAUCACCUUUCGGGUAAGUUUUUCAUUGAAUCUUGGAACAUUGACACCGGUGCAUCGAAUCACAUGACGGGUAGUCUUGAUUUUCUCUUGGAUGUUUGUGAUAUGGCACCUAUGUUCAUAAAAUUGUCGGAUGGUCGGUUCACUAUUUCGACUAAGCAAGGGACAGUUUCUCUUAGGUCUCAUCUUCGGUUACUUAAUGUGGACCGCAUCACACAGACGGUGAUUGGAGCGGGUGAACAAGACAAUGGUCUGUAUUUUUACCGAGGGAUGGCUUCUACAGCGGUGACACGAGCUUUGGAUCAACAACCUAAGGAUUUCGCCAAGCAAGUAAAAACUAUUAGAAGGGAUAAUGGAUCCGAGUUUCUGAGUCUUGGUGGUUUUUUCCGCGAGAGAGGCAUAAUUCACGAGACUUCAUGUGUUGGUACACCGCAACAGAACGGGAGAGUCAAACGGAAGCGUCGACACAUCCUUAAUGUUGCAUGGGCUUUGCGGUUUCAAGCUCACCUUCCGGUGGAGUUUUGGAGCUAUUGUGUUCUUACGGCAUGUUAUUUAAUUAAUAGAAAACCUACGGUGGUUUUACAAGGUAAGACUCCUUUCGAGAUGCUCUACAACAGACCACCGCCUAUGAAUCAUUUACAAGUGUUUGGUUGCUUAUGCUAUGCUCAUAAUGAACGUCAUGGCGGCGAUAAGUUUGCUUCUCAGAGCAAUCGUUCUGUUUUUCUUGGUUACCCUUACGGGAAGAAGGGAUGGAAGAUAUAUGAUCUUGAGAGUGGUGCGAUUUCUACAUCUCGUGAUGUUGUGUUUCUUGAGAAUGAAUAUCCUUUUGCUGAGGUUCCUUUGGAGUCUCAUAUCCCCUUGACUACAUUGACUCCUCGUCCUUAUAUACCGGACGACGAGGAUGAUGUUUUUGUGUCGGCUUUGGUUCCGACUCUGCCUACUGCGUUGGCUGAUAGUCCUCGUGUUGAGGUCUCGGGGAUCACAACUGAUACUACUAUAUCGGAUGUCUCUUCUCCGGCAUCUCCUCCUGUGAGUCCUACGCCGUCUUCACCGGAGAGUGAGGUUUCUCUUUCUCUGACAUCCCCUAUAUCUCCCAAUGUCUCUGCUGAGACUUAUGAGUGUAUUUUCUCUUCUGUUGAUGAUGAUGAUGAUGUUGUUCCUAUGGGAAAAGGAUGUCGUCCAAAGUUUAAAUCUAAACGUCUUGAUGGUUAUGUGACUAACAUGACUCAUUUGGAGCAUGAUGAUGUUUUAUUUGAAUCUAGUUGGUAUCCGAUUGACUCUUAUGUUGAUUGUUCUCAGUUCUUGGUCCAUCAUCGUGCGUUUCUCGCUGCAAUAACUGCUGGUGUUAUUCCUCGCACAUAUGCUGAGGCUUUUGAAGAUGAAAAUUGGCGUGAAGCAGUUCGUGUCGAAAUCAUUGCUCUUGAAGACCAAGGUACAUGGACGGCUGAAACUUUGCCUCCAGGGAAGAAAGCUCUUGGUUGCAAAUGGGUGUUUACAUUGAAAUGCAGAUCUGAUAGAACGCUUGUGCGUUACAAGGCUCGACUUGUUGUUCUCAGUAAUAAUCAGACUGAGGGUCUGGAUUAUAAGGAGACUUUUGCACUUGUUUGUAAGAUGAUGACGGUGCGGUCAUUUUUGGAGGUUGCGGUUUCUCGAGAUUGGGAAAUGGAUUAA
This is a messenger RNA of Camelina sativa (false flax), 2724 nucleotides long. Lineage: Eukaryota; Viridiplantae; Streptophyta; Magnoliopsida; Brassicales; Brassicaceae. The record is from RefSeq and is a predicted model, not a curated record.